Molecule: messenger RNA, 853 nt
Organism: Capsella rubella
Lineage: Eukaryota; Viridiplantae; Streptophyta; Magnoliopsida; Brassicales; Brassicaceae
Product: cold-regulated 413 inner membrane protein 1, chloroplastic
Exons: 6
Coding region: 59-745 (228 amino acids)
Cellular component (GO): membrane
Source: RefSeq, a predicted model, not a curated record
ACUAAUUUUAACAGAAAGUAGAACACAAUCGUCUUACUACACAAUACAUUACGAUACAAUGAUGGCGAGUCUCUGUCUCUCAUCGUCCCGGAUCGUUUCUCUCCACCACCAGAAACCUAUUCUUUCUUUAAAAGUCCGGCCUUGUACAUCGAAUAUCUCCGGCAUAGGUCACGCUACUGGUGCUGUUUCCUUCAAUCCGUUAAGGUUAUUGGCUGAUCGUCAUCGAACCAGAACCGCUUCGGUUUCGACUAGGGUUGAGAAACGGCGAAAGAGAGGGUCGAGUUUGGUGUGUUAUGCUUCUCCCGUUUCUGUCUAUAAUCUACAAUGGGUCUCUGCAAUUUCUUGCAUUGCAUUGAUUCUUGCAAGGGGUACUGGUAUCCAUAAGUCCGUUGUUGUUCCACUAUUCGCUCUACACGCACCAUCCAGCAUUGUCGCCUGGAUUAAGGGAGAAUAUGGCGUCUGGGCAGCAUUUUUGGCGCUUAUUGUUCGACUCUUCUUCACUUUUCCAGCUGAACUUGAGCUGCCAUUUAUUGCAUUACUCCUGGUGAUUGUUGCUCCACAUCAAGUUAUGAGCAUAAGAGGGAGGCAAGAAGGUGCUAUCAUAUCUUUAGCGAUCUCUUGUUUUCUUGCUUUCCAGCAUUUCUCAAAAGCAGGCAGCUUGGAGAAAGCAUACGAGAAGAGUUCAGUUCUUGCAACUGUAGCCAUUAUUGGUCUCACUGUUGUAUCACUUCUUUUCUUGUUAUAACUUUUCUCCUUUACCGCACAAAAAGAACUCUCAUAUGUAAAAAUCAGUGUAACAAUGUGUAUGAAGGGAAACAAAUAAUGUCAUAAUGAUGCUUGUAUUUGUUCUUUA